AUGUCGACCACGAACAAGAUGGACAUGCGCGAGAUUGACCUUUUCAACCAGGGCCUUGGCUUUAUUAAGGGUGUCUCCUGCAAAUUUGAAAAUGUAAGCUUCACGUGUCGCUUCGUCUAUUACCAUGAUGGAAAGGAAUACAUAUGCCCGUCAUCAAGUAUAUUCAGUGGUCUUUUAUUCGCCGAGUACGAAUUUCGGGUGAUUACUCAACUCAAAGAGGGCUACAUGGAAUUAAAGUCAACCAAAAACAUGGAGCUCCCUUGCUUGGAAAACAUCGACGUUAAGUAUAUUUUACGAAGCAAACCUCUCUGUGAAAGUGCAUGCCCUACCUUCGAUUCUGAGACACCUCUAUAUGACUAUCCGGGAGGAUAG
This is a messenger RNA of Penicillium cosmopolitanum, 372 nucleotides long. RefSeq lists its product as uncharacterized. The transcript has a single exon. Bases 1 to 372 code for a protein of 123 amino acids. The record is from RefSeq and is a predicted model, not a curated record. Lineage: Eukaryota; Fungi; Ascomycota; Eurotiomycetes; Eurotiales; Aspergillaceae.